AUGAAUUCAUUUAUUGCAGAGAAUAAAGAGUUUUCAAGGUUUUUGGAAGGGAAAAAUGAUACAUAUAAUGAUCCGGAUUACAAAUAUGCACUUUUAGAUGAUAGUCACUCUGAAGUUUCUUGUAAUUCAACUACUACGAAUACGACUAAGUCUAGCAAUUUAGUUGAAAAUAAUGAGAACUUUACUUUUACCAAAGCAAUGAUGAAUUUUAUUAAAGCUUAUACUGAUUCACAACCAACUAAUGAUAAUAAUCUUGAAGAAAUUAAUAUAAAUUGGCUUGAUUCUGAGACUGAUAUUAUAUCAGAAGUUGGGUCCAUAGUAGAUUUUGACAACGAAAAAGAACUAGACAUAGAAAUUAAUGAUUAUGAAGAAACAAGUGAGCCUUGUAAACAAUGCAAUGUAUUAGACAUUAAAGAUGGAAAGAUACAACGAUGUUUAAAUCCAAGAUUUAGGCCACUAAAGCAAUUAUCAGGUGUUUGGGAAUUGGAUUUUCAAACUGUUGAUCCUAUGUUUAAGCAAAACCAAAUAAAAAUGUUAGAAACUCUUAGUGUGGAUUACGAAAUUGAGCAAGAAAAAGUUGAACCUCCAAGUGAGGUGCUUAUAAAAAUAGUAUUACAUCUUCAAAAUGUAAAUCUAAAUAAACUUAAUAAUCAAGAACAAAUUAGCGCAAUGAUUGAAAAACAACCUGAAUAG
Scutellospora calospora is the source of this 693-nucleotide messenger RNA. NCBI's taxonomy places the organism in Eukaryota, Fungi, Glomeromycota, Glomeromycetes, Diversisporales, Gigasporaceae. The record is from the annotation of a GenBank genome assembly.